GAUAAGAUAAACCGUUCUCGAAGAGACAAUUAGACCAUUUCUGUUCAUUACAAACCAUUUGUUAUUAUAAGUAAGUGUUGCGCAGUAGUGUAGACGUUACAAACCAAUGAUGUCGGAACAUUUCACAGUCAUCCAAGAGAAGGAAGGAGAGUUCUUUGGACCACGACAAGUGCUUAUUCGUGGCGUACGAUUAACAAUCAACGCGCCCAGCACUGGUAAGGAUCUUGAGAGGGAUCUGAGUCGUUUUGAAACCCGUUCAGACGAUGUCUAUGUGGUCAGUUUUCCAAAAUCAGGAACAACUUGGGUGCAAGAAAUAGUCUGGCAAAUACUCAACGAUGGAAGAAUCAGCGAAGAAAGGGUGGAAAGUCGCUAUCCCUUUUUGGAAAAAAGUCAGCUCUUCGAUAGGCCCGGAGACGAGUCAGACGGGCAGNNNUCCGUGACUUCUCGGCCCAGUCCCCGCUUAAUUAAGUCGCAUCUUCCUUAUCAUGUGAUUCCAAUGAGUAAGGAGGAGAGCAAAAGAAGCAAGUAUAUUUACGUGGCAAGAAAUCCAAAGGACGUUGCUGUUUCAUUUUAUCACUUCGUCCAAAGCUUUGAUCCUGGCAGUUAUUUUAAUGGGACGUGGGAGUUCUUCGUAAAGUUGUUUCUUGAGGGCAAAAAUUCCUAUGGCUUUUGGUGUGAUCACGUGGUACCCUGGUGGAAACACAGAGACGAACCUCACGUCUUAUUUCUAAAAUAUGAAGGUCUAAAGAAGGAUCUUUGUGGUAACGUUCGACUAAUCAGCGAAUUUCUCGAGAAGCCACUUUCAGAUGAAAUAAUCCGCAAAAUCACCCACCAGUGUACGUUUGCAGAAAUGAAGAAAAACUCCAACUCUUAUGUCUUUUCGAAAUAUGCUACAAAACCAAACUUGCUUCGCAAGGGUCAGAUUGGAGACUGGAGGAGCCUCUUCAGUGAAGAAUUAAACAAGCAAUUUGAAGAAACGUUCCUGACAAAAUUGAACGGGACUGGACUCCAUUUUGACACAGAAUGACAGACGUUGAUUGGUUUUUAACUUAAACAUCGAUUCCUUGUAAAAUGCAUUUUAGUAAUGUGGUGCUUUUAUUUUUAAUUGUUCAGGCUAUUGCGUAGCUAAGCAAAACAAUCUCUUUCCUGUCAAGUUUCAGAGAGGCACGAAUAAAGAGUGAUAGGGGUGUG
Pocillopora damicornis (cauliflower coral) is the source of this 1191-nucleotide messenger RNA. Its product is annotated as sulfotransferase 1B1. Lineage: Eukaryota; Metazoa; Cnidaria; Anthozoa; Scleractinia; Pocilloporidae. The record is from RefSeq and is a predicted model, not a curated record. Gene Ontology annotation, molecular function: sulfotransferase activity.